Molecule: messenger RNA, 855 nt
Organism: Fusarium vanettenii 77-13-4
Lineage: Eukaryota; Fungi; Ascomycota; Sordariomycetes; Hypocreales; Nectriaceae
Exons: 5
Source: RefSeq, a predicted model, not a curated record
CUCGAGGUCCUCGAGCAGUUGCUAGCUGACCAUGAUGCCCUCCAGCUGCAUCUGGUGUCACCCCUGCCCAAUGCCUCGUCAUCUGCAACAAGACGCAUCAUCUCGUCCUUUGGCCCAGAGUCCAACAUCAAUUUCCACCACUGCAUCUACCGUGACGCCAGCACCGAGGCGGCUAGCAGUUAUAUCAUCCGCAGCGAGGAGUCAGGUAGCCGUACCCUUGUUAACUAUAAUGACCUACCAGAGAUGACCCGGGACGAGUUUGAGCCCAUCGCGCGGAGCUUCGAUCCGGGCCAGGAGACGUGGUGGCACUUUGAGGGCCGAAUCCCUGACACGACUCUGAAGUGCAUCCGUCUCCUGCGUAACGUGCGACCAAGCGCGCAGAUAAGUGUCGAGGUAGAGAAGCCGGGCCGCGAAGGUUUGUUGGAGCUGGCGGCCGAGGCAGACGUCGUCUUUUACUCGCGGAGCUGGGCCGAGAGUCGAGGACACCGGUCUCCGGAGGCCUGCCUGAGAGCUGAGGGACACCGCAAGGCGUCGCUGGCACUGUGUACGUGGGGUGCAGACGGAGCCGCUGGUCUGUCUCGGUCCGCAGGCGAGUGUUUUCGCUGCCCUGUCCAGGGCGAAGCCGGAGGAGACAUAUCCGUGGUCGAUGCGGUGGGAGCCGGGGACACCUUCAUAGCUGGAAUGCUGUACGGGCUGCUAUGCCACCCCGGCGACUGGAGCACCGGGGAGAAGCUGGGUUUCGCCGUCCGACUGGCCACACUGAAAGUGCAGCGAGAGGGGUUCGCUGGGCUCGGGGCAGACAUACUGGGGACUUGGAUGCGGUCGAGUGCCAGAUUGGUCCCCUCUGCCGCCUAG